Molecule: messenger RNA, 1061 nt
Organism: Oryzias latipes (Japanese medaka)
Lineage: Eukaryota; Metazoa; Chordata; Actinopteri; Beloniformes; Adrianichthyidae
Source: RefSeq, a predicted model, not a curated record
AUGAGAGAGACGUUUCAGCAUCGGCAAAAACUCGUCAAUGACUCAGACAAAGCACUUGACAUCCUGUCGAUCUUCCCGAGACUCCUGGAUACCACAGGAUUGGUGAAUCAAGACUUCAUUCUCUUGUUUAAUGACGAGGUAUCCAACCGGCUGCUUCAGCAAUGGGACCCGAUCUUUAGAUGUAAUGUUAUCAAAGAAGCCAAGCAGCUCACUUCAACACCAGAGCUUCGUCAGCUGUUGCAUUCAGCAGAGAGUCCACAAGGCAGUGAUGAGACAAUGACUCAUGACGCAGAGAUGGCCUCGCUUUUGUUGCUGUUAUAUCUUCCACCACCACCUGGGGGGCCAAAGUAUCCAAAAAUCAGCGCCUCUGAUGCAGUUAAAAAAGUUGACUUUCUCAAGUCUUGCUGCAGUUUGGAGGAGCAUCUUCAGAAUCAGCACAACCAUCAGCCGUACCUCCUUGCCGUUGGUCGCGAAAAGAGGAACAUCGACAGAUUCUACAUCUCCAUUGACAACCAUCUCAUCCCAUGCCAGGCAAACCGCUCCCUUGGGGCAUUUGAUGAACUUUUUAAAGCUCAUUGUGUUUUCAGUGUGUCUUAUGAUGGUGCACUUCUGAAUUUCUACACCUUUUUGCAGACAACAGUUUAUAAUAUUGAUAUGGGUAAAAUUAAGGUUUCACCAAGAGUUCGAGACAUGAGAGCCAAACUCCUUAUCCAGGAGGUGCUUCUCACAAUCCAGAUUUAAAGUCAAGACAAUUAAAGGCAUUUUGAUCAAAAUGCUCAUACUUUUUGUGCAAGAAAGUUUGUCCCAGCAGUUGAUUUCACAUAUAAGAGUUGAACAUGGUUAUUAUCCUGGACCAAAGUUCAAGUUGUUUUGUUGUCAGCCAAGUUAUAGGCUUCAGCUUCAAACUGAUGCAGGCUUUAGAAAGCACCUCAACACUGUUCAUAGAGGCGUAGAACAAAUUGUUUUUUCCCGCUCCCAUCCAAGUCUUUUUGUUAUUCUGUCAUGUAAUAUGUUUUAUUUAACUGCAUGAGAGUGAAAUAUUAAAUAUUUUUUAAAUUACA